GUGUAAAUUGAGAAUAUUCAACUAAUUCCCAUUUCACCUUUGCCAACAUAUGCUUCCUGUGUUGUUCCAUAAUUAAUUAUCUUUAUUAUUUGUUAUUCAUUUCUUUGGACCCGAUACUUGUUCCUACGUGUACUACGCAGUAUCUAUCCACGAUGAUCCAUCUCGGCCGUGCCCCACAUAAAUACUCGGGUCAUAUAACCGAGGUGCUUUAGUCAUGUUCCGUCGCGUCGCGAUCCCUUCUUAGUAGUUCUUACUACAAAUGUAUUACUACAAAUGUAUAAAUGUACUUAUUAGGUUGCCAUCUGCCUAUAUGAUAUAUCUAUUCUAACCAACAACUUCCUCUUAUGACUUGUCAAAACCUAUCUAUUAGGCGCCUAGCUGCCUUAUCCUCCCGGAUAAAAGCUCCCACCGCUAAAACGGGUGUCGUGUCGGGCCAAACUCAGCUCGGUGCACGGAGAUGUCUACACGGCACAGCUUCCCGUCAUACCGACGGCGUAUUUGGUGGUCUUAGGGGUGAUGGUCUACCGUUGCGCUUGCCAACCCCGUGGAUAGAAGCGUGGAGACUACAGCAGCAAGGGAAGAGUGUAGCCUCCGUUGAGGCAAGCACGCAGAAGCGUGAUCUUACCCCGAAGAAGAUGAGUGAUAGUUAUCAUCGAGUUGUGCUCCCACUGGGCCGAGAUCCUUGGCUUACCGAUACAUAUAUCAACUCUUCUGGUCAUAUAAGGCUAGGCACUAUAUUUAUGGAUCUAGAUGCAUUAUCUGGGGUCAUCGUGUACAAGCACACUGGACCUGGCGUUACGACCGUGACAGCGGCGCUUGACCGCAUUACCAUCGCCCAUCCCUUGACCGAGAUUUGUGAUCUUGAAUAUAGUGGUCAGGUAACUUACGCAUCAGGGAGAAGUAGUGUGGAGAUUACCUGCAGGGUGGCCAGAGCCAGGGAUGAGGGUGAGCCAAGCAGACCCGAAGAUGUGUUGAUGACAUGCACCUUCACCAUGGUAGGCUUGGAUCCCAUAACCAAGAAACCCAUCAACAUGCCGGCACUAGUUUGUUCGACGCCGGAAGAAGAAAGUAUAUUCAAAGCUGGAGAGGCCAAGGCCCUAGCCAAGAAGAAGCAACUCAAGAAUUCGUUACUCGAAACGGAACCGAACGACCCUGAGUCGGCUCUUAUUCAUAAGAUCUGGCUGAAACAACUUGCCUAUCACGACCCCAAUAAUGACACCCGUCAGCCGUCUAAUGUAAUUCCUAUGUCGGGCACUCAACUCUCGACGGCAUCCAUUAUGCAGCCGCAAUACCGCAAUCGUCAUCAGACUAUGAUUUUCGGUGGGUUCCAUCUAAAACAGACCUUCGAGUUAGCCUUCUGCUGUGCUGCGAGUUUUGCGCACGCGCGGCCGACCUUUAUCAGCGCGGAUCCUUGUACUUUCCGCAAUCCCGUUCCCGUCGGCAGCGUGCUGUAUCUCACUGCAACGAUUGUAUACACCGACCCACCGCUCUUAGACGAGGACGGAACCGAGCCACAGCACAAAGACCCGAAGAAUCCAAUGACACGUGUGCACGUCAGGGUGGAUAGCAAGGUUCGAGAUGUUGAGCAUGGGCACGCCAAACCGACGGGCCAGUUUAACUACACCUUUUCAGUGCCUAAAGACGUUAAAGUCUUACCCCACACCUAUCAAGAAUAUAUGUACUACAUAGACGCAAGGAGAAGAGUGCAGCUUGGAGAUGUACAAGAUCGCCAGGAGCAGAAAACCUCCAAGCUACAACAGCCACUGUCUCGGUCAGCUGAUCACGUUAACCUUACAGAGUAGGAUCCAAAUACAGCCUUAUGCUUUUAGUCUAUGUAUGCCCCUGUAGCUACCUCAGGAUCCUUACGAAUAUUAGCCGCUAUAGAAAAAGGGUGGAAUUUCUGCUUUGAAGGCACUGUUGCUCAAAUAUUAGAAAGGGGGCCCACCGCCCACAACACAUCUAUCAAGUUACUGCGUCGGGGUAGUGAAACAUAUAUAUCAUCACGAGAAAUAUGCACGAUCAUGCCGGUUUCUAUUAAAUAGGGUUGAUACGCUUACCUACCCUAGGUAGGCAGGCUAGAGGGCGCUUAAGGCACGUUAUGUUAUAUCCAUGCACAAGUUACUAGGUAUUAUCAAGACUUCCGUGCUUGCAAGUUGCUAAAAUAUAUUGCCUGGUGGUAGACUUUUAUGUAGAUACCCCAGAUACGAAGUUUAUAUUGGCCCAAGACAGCCGACUGAUCAAUCGUAAGGCAAGCAUCAAUAAGAGUUGACCGGGUUGUAUGUCUUCUUCUUUUCUGGCCUCACCUACAUGAUCGUAUAACUUGGAGUUUUGGUGAAAGAGAGAGAAGCAUCUUACAACCAUGAACAUGUCAAACCACUCACUUACUUGUGACAUCUAGAAGACAUGCUUACAUGUGAGUUUUGAAAUGUCUUUCCACGAUGUUGAUGGUGUUGUAGUGUAUGUAGGUAUGUAUUCAACAUUGAAUGUUGAAGUUGAAG
This is a messenger RNA of Hypoxylon fragiforme, 2498 nucleotides long. Its product is annotated as Thioesterase/thiol ester dehydrase-isomerase. Gene Ontology annotation, biological process: acyl-CoA metabolic process. The transcript has 3 exons. Bases 345 to 1802 code for a protein of 485 amino acids. Lineage: Eukaryota; Fungi; Ascomycota; Sordariomycetes; Xylariales; Hypoxylaceae. Gene Ontology annotation, cellular component: mitochondrion. Gene Ontology annotation, molecular function: fatty acyl-CoA hydrolase activity. The record is from RefSeq and is a predicted model, not a curated record.